Molecule: messenger RNA, 771 nt
Organism: Aphanomyces astaci
Lineage: Eukaryota; Oomycota; Saprolegniomycetes; Saprolegniales; Verrucalvaceae
Exons: 4
Coding region: 89-655 (188 amino acids)
Source: RefSeq, a predicted model, not a curated record
AUCAUCACCAACACGAAGGAAGCAACGCUCAGUGUUGCUUCCUAGAACCUUCCUGCAACACAACCGCGACCGCUCGCAACUGUCUUCCAUGUCUGUCACAAAGUCCAAGUCGUACUGCUACUACGAUGUCCUGCGGAUCCCACGAUCAGCCACGCAACCUGAGAUUGUCAAGGCGUACCGCUCGCUUGCGCUGAAAUACCAUCCCGACAAGUUGCAGAACCAGCCCAAUGUCGACAUCCAAGCUGCGACAGAGUACUUUCAACUGAUUGUCAAAGCAUACAACGUCCUCUCGGAUUGCGACAAACGAUCUGGCUACGAUAUUAACGGACCCAAGUUGAAGCCAAGCUACGACUUGGAAAUCAAGGCCAGCUUGGGAAAGUUGACCCCUCUCCUGACAUGCGCGUUUGUGGGUUUUGUUGGUGGCGUCGCCGUGACCCAAACCAACGACAUCAGUCUGGUUCUCUUCUUCGAGCUGUUCUUCUCGGCGUUGUGUGGGGCUGCCACGUGUCUACCAACCAAGGACACGCCGACGCCAGCCAUGUCGUUGUCCGACUUUGCCGUCGUGGGAAGUAUGGGUAUAGGUCUGGGCAACGUCAUAGGAUUCCUCGGGUGGCAUUCGACCGUGUAUGUCGCUCAGUGUCUUGGGCUCCUAUAAAACUGAUCGUUGAUCGAUCAUCAUGCGAGACGUCGCCCUUUUAGUUGAUUCCAUCAUGCGACACAACGGACAACAUGCCUUCCGCCUAGUUUGCUCACGACCAACUCAUAGUGUAG